Molecule: messenger RNA, 1318 nt
Organism: Sesamum indicum (sesame)
Lineage: Eukaryota; Viridiplantae; Streptophyta; Magnoliopsida; Lamiales; Pedaliaceae
Product: Acyl-CoA N-acyltransferases (NAT) superfamily protein
Biological process (GO): N-terminal protein amino acid acetylation
Cellular component (GO): chloroplast
Molecular function (GO): N-acetyltransferase activity
Source: RefSeq, a predicted model, not a curated record
UUAUUGUCACUUGUCUGGCGUCGCCUCCUUUUACCUUCAAACCAAACCCCAAGAAAGUGCAAAGAAACUCUACACACACACAAUCACACUGUGAAACAGCAGAAGCCCGGAAUCUGGGGGAGUCCCAAGAAUCAAAUAUCUUCUUCUCCAUCUCUAUCUCCAACAGUGGAGAGAGAAAGAGAGAAAGAGAGGAGAAGGUUGCAAUUCCACUUGGCGAGGUAUGCAGAUGAUGAUUUCUCUUGGAGGGAUGACAACAGUGGUGAAUAGCAGCAGCCUCCCUCUCAGAAUCAAGGAUCUCAAGCAUCAAUCUUUUUCUUCAGUUCCCAAGAUUUCUCAUUUUGGAAUUCCCACCUCAGUCUUCUCUUCAUCACCUCCCGGUCCCCACAUGUCAGGGGUUUGUAGAGCCAGUCAAGUGGCUGAAUUAUUUCCAACUAUAUCUCCUGAGAUUGUUGUUCGUGAGGCCAGGAUAGAGGACUGCUGGGAAGUCACUGAGACGCACUGCAGUUGCUUCUUUCCUGAAUAUUCUUUUCCUCUAGAUUUUGUCUUGAGAAUGGACAGGCUCGUUGGAAUGCUCUUUGGAUUCUCAAUACCAAAGGGCUGCCGAAGAACUUGCCUGGUUGCUGUAACUGGAAGUUCUGGUGAAGAUUCAUUCUUCGUGGGGAGUGAUAAUUUCAAAAUUGGAGGUUUGGAUGGAAAAUUUAGUCUAAAUAAAGGAUAUGUAGCUGGGAUUCUGACUGUAGAUACUGUAGCUGAUUUUCUUCCAAGAAAAGGACCUCUUCGACAAAGAAGGACAGGAAUUGCAUAUGUAUCAAAUGUAGCUGUUCGAGAAAGAUUCCGUCGAAAGGGAAUAGCAAAAAGACUAAUAGCCAAAGCGGAGGCGAAAGCUAAAACUUGGGGAUGCCGAUCAAUUGCAUUACAUUGUGACCUUAACAACCCAGGAGCCACGAAGUUAUACAUGAGCCAGGGCUUCAAAUGCAUUAAGGUGCCAGAAGGAGCAAACUGGCCUCAGCCAAGAACUUCUGCUGAUGUGCAGUUCAACUUCAUGAUGAAGCUCCUUUAAAUCCCUAACCAGGUACCUAUUGUUAAGGAAAGUAAAAGAUAUCAAAAUGACGCUUGAAUACUGUGUAAAUGAAAGUUGGAUUUCACUUGUACAUGUUGGGUUAUAGACAGGCUGCAGAUGUUAAAUUGUAAUUAUUCUGGCCGUGGUGUUGUACUUUUUGUAAUUAUGGUAGUCUUCUUUUUAUGGAUGUAAAGGUAGCCAGAUUUGUCAAGGAUUUGAAAUUCCUAUUCAUCUUCAAAAGCAUUGAGCGAGUAAAAA